AUGACCAAUCUCCCCACCGAGGGAUUCUCGGUCGUCCCCGACGACUUUAGGAUGCUCGCGGGUGAUAUCACAAGGACCACCUACAAUGCGUCGAACGCGUUGGAUCAGGCUGUCAGUUUCCAGUGCAUUGAUGCCGGUGGAAGUUACGACAAGACACCCUUUAUCCCUUCCGACCGCGAAUGUCUCACAAUCCGACCCCAAGUCAACUUUCCAGAGUGCUGGAACGGCAAGGACGCUUACAUCGAUGACAAUUCGCAUGUCUCUUAUCCUGUUGACGGCAACCCUGAAGGCGGCAAGUGCCCCGACAGUCAUCCUUCCAAGAUUCCUCAUCUCUUCUUUGAAGCCACUUACCAUCCCAGCGAAGACACCAUUGGCGAAGGCUAUGAAUGGUACCCCGGGUGUUUUGUCCUCGCAGACGGCGACAACUACGGGUAUUCAUUCCAUGCCGACUGGCUGAACGGUUUCCCCUCUGGAUUUAUUGUCGACACCUUCAACGAGUGCUACGAUGCUGCCUCGGACACCAUCUCGAAAACCUGUGCACCCAUCGACCAAGGGAGAGCCAAAGCGGCACCGAGGGACUGUGUGUCUCAGGGCCAGGUCGUCAACGAGUCUGUCGGUCAGAUGAUGGCCAUCCCUGCUCUCCCCGGAAACAAUCCCGAGUACAACUCGUCCGAGACUUCCAAGCCCUCAUCCGACAGCUACACCGAGUCUGCCAGCCUUGUCACAGUAUCAGACGAUACACAGGGUGUCUGCAUACAGGGAACUUGUUAUGAUUAUGCUGGAUCGGAUAUCGUCGACCCAUCCGCUGGGACUGGGGCGACUUCUACGGUGUCUUCGUCUGCUGUAUCUGCCACCUCCUCAUCGUCCUCGACCGGCAGUUCCACGCUCUCAUCAACUGUAUCAGCUUCUAGUUCCUCUUCUACCGCCUCUUCUAUUCCCAACCCGGUACUGGUCACCGUCCCCGACGAGUCUGACGACGACGAAGAGCUCGUCUGCGAAAAGCGCAAGAAGAAGAGAAGGGUUGCUGAUUGGUAG
Messenger RNA from Cryptococcus wingfieldii CBS 7118, 1035 nucleotides. RefSeq lists its product as hypothetical. The coding region runs from base 1 to 1035 and encodes 344 amino acids. The record is from RefSeq and is a predicted model, not a curated record. The transcript has 4 exons. NCBI's taxonomy places the organism in Eukaryota, Fungi, Basidiomycota, Tremellomycetes, Tremellales, Cryptococcaceae.